UCUCCAAUCAUUUCCAUUGGCCCCAAUGAACAAUGGUCCAUUGAUGGACACGAUAAGUUAGCCUCGUAUGGAGUUGGGAUUUAUGGUAUACGUGAUGUUUAUUCAGGCCGUCUCUUGUCCCUACAAGCCAUGCCUUCAAACCGGCGGAGUGAUGAUGUUCAUUGCAUCUUCAUCAAUACUGUUGUAAAGGUUGGCGGAUUUCCUCUGCAAUUAGCAAGUGACAGAGGUUCAGAGAUUGGUGAAGUCAUUGCAUCUCAGAUUGCUUUUCGCAGUAACACCUAUUCCUCCAUCUCCAUCGAAGACAUCUUUCCCUAUAAACUCCUUAAAAGUACCCGAAAUAUCACAAUUGAAAGAUCUUGGAGAAAUGUACGAGAGAAUGUUGUUGAUCAAGUCAAAGUAUCACUGAACUCUGCAUAUGCUUCAGGAAUGAUCAAAGACGGUGACCCGGUCCAUCAAACCCUUCUCAACUGGCUUGUGCCUCAUGUGGUUCAGAACGCCCUUGAUGAAUACCUCCAAAUAUUCAACUCUUACCCUGUCCGAUAUCAAAAAGACAAAGUGAAUCCCUCAGGAGCAUCAAGAAAUGAAAUUUACUUUCAUCCGCAACGAUGGGGUGGAAAGGAGUGCUUGCAA
Messenger RNA from Tremella mesenterica DSM 1558, 630 nucleotides. RefSeq lists its product as uncharacterized. The annotation marks the transcript as partial. Gene Ontology annotation, biological process: DNA integration. Lineage: Eukaryota; Fungi; Basidiomycota; Tremellomycetes; Tremellales; Tremellaceae. The record is from RefSeq and is a predicted model, not a curated record. The transcript is spliced from 4 exons.